CUUUGAGUAGUUAAAUGUAUCGGAUGUAACUUAUUUGCAAUCAUUUAAACAGGAUGAAGAGCGAUUGGCCUGGGUUGCUACGGUUUGUUUUAGUUCUUUUAAGCUCGCAUCACGUGUUUGGAAAGAAAGAAAGGAAGAAAUCAAACUGGGUAGCGCCCAGACCCCACAUCAUCAUGAUUGUCGCUGAUGACCUGGGCUGGGAUGACGUCAGUUUUCACGGAUCACCCCAGAUUCCUACUCCGCACAUCGACAAACUGGCCAAUGAUGGAGUUAUUCUUAACAGUUACUACGUAUCGCCGAUUUGUACUCCUACCCGGGCCUCUCUCAUGACUGGAAAACACCCGGUCAACUUAGGCAUUCAGCAUGCUACCAUAUUUGGUACGCAACCGUACGGUCUUCCAUUGGGUGUGGCUACCACCCCUCAGUACCUUAAAGCUCUAGGGUACAGGACACAUGGCGUGGGCAAGUGGCAUUUGGGAUUCUUCGAAAAGGAAUACACUCCGCCUUACCGUGGAUUUGAGACUUACUAUGGAUUUUGGAAUGGAAAAGAGGACUACUGGGACCAUAGUUCACAGGAAGAUGUAUGGGGUACAGAUCUCAGAGAUAACAUGAAGCCUGUGAAGAACGAAACUGGCCAUUAUGGAACAGAACUGUUCUCAGAAGUGGCUGAGCGAAUCAUUGAUACUCACAACAAGUCUGAACCACUAUAUCUGUAUCUUGCUCAACAAGGGGUGCACUCAGCCAAUGGUAACGAGCCCUUACAAGCACCAGAAAGACUUGUUAAUAAAUUCCAGGAUAUUGUUUAUGACGACAGAAGGACAUAUGCUGGUAUGGUAGCCUCUUUGGACGAGUCCGUUGGAAAUAUAACCGAAGCCCUAAAAAGAAAUGGAAUGUUUGACAACUCUGUAAUCGUUUUUACGACCGACAAUGGAGGUGCUCCAAGAGGAUUCAACUGGAAUCAAGGCUGUAACUACCCACUCAAAGGAGGUAAAGACACAUUCUGGGAGGGAGGGGUCCGUGGAGUGGGAUUUGUCCAUAGCAACCUGAUCAAAAACAAAGGUCGUGUCAGUUAUGACUUGAUUGACGUCACAGACUGGUUACCAACCUUCUAUCAUCUGGCUGGAGGUGACAUCACCAAGAUCAAUGAUAAGAUCGAUGGUAUGAAUGUGUGGGAUACCAUAGCGCAUGGAAAGAAAUCUCCGAGAACGGAGGUCCUUCACAACAUUGAUCCAAUCCGUAAAUUUGCAGCCAUUCGCGUAGGUGACUACAAAUUGAUUAUCAAUCAGGACGCUGUAUUCAACACAACGUGGCAUCCGCGUUAUGAAGUCAAGGGAGGACUGGACUCUCUUCCCCAGCCCUCUACGUUACCUGGUGCUGUUAUCAAGUGUGGCAAGCGGCCCAAGAGCAAAAAGGCUGCUUGUGACACGAAUGAAUUUCCCUGUUUGUUCAAUGUUAGAAAAGAUCCCUGCGAAUAUAGGAAUCUUGCGCACAUUCAUCUGCCCAAAGUAAGGAAGCUUCUUCGCAGACUCAUUCACUACCAGAAAAAUGCCCUUCCUGUGUGGUUCCCUGAGAGAGACCGUACCGCUAGUCCAGCAGAUCACGAUGGUUACUGGGGUCCGUGGAAAUCCUCAAAAAGUAAUAAGGCUAUUUUACAAAAGGUUCUCGACUCCAUUCCGUCUGCUGAGAAUGCGAAGAAGCACUCACGUCAUACAAAUAGCACUGUCACUACCACGAGGAUUGGGAAGGCGUUCAGCACACACGAAGAGCACAACAAAGGAGUUUAUCAGAUGUUGAAGUCAAUUUUGAAUAUUACAAAUACAGGCAAGAAGGUUCAGAUUCCUCGUAACCGUCAUUUGAUGAAGGAGUCGUUAGCUUUGUUGUAUGCCAAAAUGAUACAGAAGACAAAAGAGGAUGACCUGAUGCACAAAUUGCAAAUGAUAAAGAAAGAAAUAAUAGCCAAGAUUGGUGGUGUUAGGUCAAAGAAAGGAGAGAAAGAGACUUUAGCAGCUAAAGUAAGUCCCAUUGACAAGUCCUCAGUUAUAAGGAAAUUAGAAAUAACCGCAAAUAAACCUGGCAAUGUGGAAAAACAAGGAAAACGAAGAACAGAACUGGGGAACAUCGCGACUAGAGAUGAUGAAAUUGUUAAAAGUGAAUUUGACAUUUCCACAACGGAAGAUAGAGAUUUGAGAGACAACGACCAAAAUUUAGAAGGGAUGUCUUCUUUGAAGGCAACCUCGAACACUAAACAAAAUAAUGUCGAGGAAGAUGAUUUAAUGGACAAUGCUGACAUUGACACUAAUGACCCAGCGGAUGGUGGUAGUGAUUUAGAAGAGGAUUCCUCACAUGAACACCCUACCAUUGAAAGUCAAACAUCUGCAAAGGAAUCCGAAAUGGAUUUUCAGGAGAGCCAUCGCAUCGUUGAUGAAUACUGAAUAACAAACCAUCCUCUCAGCGUUGGGGGAGGAGGGACCCUGGCAACGAGUUUUUGAAGUAAUCGUAAUGCGUCGGACAGGGCGUCGGACAAUUCGAAGCCGUCCCUCUCCAGGUAACCCCUGGGCAUUUGAACCUUUGAGAUGGUUUGUUCAAAUUCCCGCUCCACGAGGCAAAAACUGAGUUUAACUGCCCUACUCAAGUGUUGGAUUUGAUGGUCAAUUUUUUUGUAAAUGGAAAAAUCACGGCCAGUGACUUCCUACUCAUUGGCCUUCAAGAAUUUAAAUCGUAGAGCCAAGCAAGGCUCAGAUUUCCCACCCCUGGGCACAAACGACAGUCAAAUGCUUGCGGGUUACCCGUGACACGGGUGGUAAAACUUCGAAUUGAUCGGCACAUAACGGCCAUUCUAAGAGUUGUCAUCAUAUGGCUGGCUCCAUAUGGGCGUUAACCUGUAGAGCAGGUUUAAAUCUUUGUUGCGUCUCUCAGGCGCAAGCGAGAAGCGAAAGCGAAGAGCGCGUCACGCAAGGCCAUUCGCGCGUGGCUUUCCCUUCACGCUAGCCUCGCCCUUCCCUCCUCAGUCCCGCUCGGCUGUAAGACAAAAACAUGACACCUUUCCGCAGGCUACAGAGGUGACCUCAUUUUCGUCUUUAUAAAUGUGUCAUGCAUUUCUAUGAGUAAGUAUUUAAGACUUCACCAGCUAGCUCUUUUGUUUUCGACAUUGAAAUUAAUUAAUGAAGAACUCUAUAUAUGAUGCAUUUCCCUAGAGAGGAGAGGAAAUUUUAUCUGCGGGAAAUUCCUGCAAUGUAUCCAUAGUAACAGUGGGCUGUAAAUUGAAAGACCCAUGUUCUUCUAAGCGGCAGAUAAUUAAAGCAUCUUCUUUCGUUUUCUUCGAAAUUGUUUUAUUACCUGUAAUAAUCAGGAGAGCAGUUGAAGCAUUUGCAAUUUAGAGAAAGACCGCUAGCUGUCAUCAUAUUUGUCAUGGUUUUUAUCAUCAUAUUUAACACCACUUGGAAAUGUUAUUCUAACAUGUAUUCAAAAGUUUUAAUCAAAAUGAGAAAAAAAAAACAUCAAAGAUAGCAAGCCCCAUUUCCUCGAAUAAGCAUCUGGAUGCUUAUUUCAAAUUCCGGCUAAAAGGCAUGGGCGCUUUUUGGAAGAAGGGCGCUUAAUUAUGGGGGGUACUUACAAAUAAAUUAUUGACUGAGGGGGUGGGUGUUUAUUCGAAGGAGGGUACUUAUUAGGGCGUGGGCGCUUACUCGCGGAAUUACGGUACUCUCUUGGUGUCAUGCCAUGCCAUUUUUUCAUUUUGAAAUAGAUAGAGGCCUUAGCUUUGAGCCCAAAUAA
Molecule: messenger RNA, 3771 nt
Organism: Stylophora pistillata
Lineage: Eukaryota; Metazoa; Cnidaria; Anthozoa; Scleractinia; Pocilloporidae
Product: arylsulfatase B
Molecular function (GO): sulfuric ester hydrolase activity
Source: RefSeq, a predicted model, not a curated record